AUGACGGCUUCACAAAUUCCAAUACUAUGUAAAUGUGUCACAUGUGACAUUGAGCUUAGUGACAAUCAUUUGGGUAUUCAGUGUUCUCGUCAGCAUCAUUAUUGUCGUGAUUGUUGUCAAAAUUUUGUUACAUUAUUUUUUUCUGAACCACAAUUACAUAUUCCAUUAACAUGUUUAGAAUGUAGUGAGAAGAUACCAGAAUAUCAAUUUGAACGUCAAUUAACAGAUGAUCAAUUUGAGAAAUAUCAAUCAAUAAUGUUAACAAUGCAAUGGUGGGAUGAAUGUGAUAAAGAGUAUUUAGCUCAUUGUCCUUACUGCCAAUAUGUUGAAAUACGUGAACAUGAUAAAUCAAUAUUUUUAUUUUGUAAAUAUAUACAAUGUAGACGAGUUUCAUGUUUAGUAUGUAAACAUGAAUGUCAGACCGUAAACGAUUAUAUGGAUGAGAAUAUUGAUGAUAUUUUGGGACACUCUAAAUGUGUUGAAUUAAAACAUGACAAGAAGAUCGUAGAUUUAGCUAUUAUAAACGGAUCCAUGAUUCCAUGUCCAACGUGUGGUGUAUCAGGUAUGAAAGAUGAUAAUUGCACUCAUAUGACAUGUGGAAAAUGUUGCGAAUACUGGUGUUAUUUCUGUGGACAAAAGCAAGAAGAUUGUGAUGUGCCAGAUGGCCAUGAUGUGUCUUUAUCUAAUCAUAAUAUUGACUGGGAUUCCAACUCUCAACGAUGUCCAAUGUAUUUAGUGUCUAUCAAAGAAUUUGAUCAACGAUGGCCAGAUGAUGAUUACGAAUGUUUAGAGUAUUUUCAUCGGUAUCGAACAUUAACUUUAUUAUAUGAAGUUUGCAAAAUAAUUGGUGAAGAGAAAAUGAAUGAAAUUGAUGAGCAUUUUCAUUCACUUCAUUCAUGUAGUUACACAAUGAAAGAAAUACAAGAAAGUGGAAAAAGCAUAUUAAUUGAUUAUGAUAGAGAAUAUCAAGAUCAAUGA
This is a messenger RNA of Didymodactylos carnosus, 978 nucleotides long. NCBI's taxonomy places the organism in Eukaryota, Metazoa, Rotifera, Eurotatoria, Philodinida, Philodinidae. The record is from the annotation of a GenBank genome assembly.